AUGUCGGACCAACAAAGUACUAGAGAUGAGAUUGAAGAUGAGGUAUCUUCAUCGAAAUCAAACAAAGAAAGAUCUAUAGUAUGGAGCUGCUUUGAAAGAUUUGGGCCACCGGGUAAUCAAAAGGCGAGUUGUAUCAUUUGUGGAAAAACCUAUUGUGCCAACCCAAAUUCCGGAACAUCAAAUAUGAAGCGACAUAUACCUAAAUGUUUCAUUGUUGAUGAGAAUGGUCCACCAAAGAAGAGUGUCCCCUUAGAUCAAGAAAUGUAUAAAGAGAAAUUGGCGAUUUCAAUAAUCAAACAUAACCAUCCUUUUAGCUAUGUUGAGCAUGAGGCAACAAGGGAUGUGCACACUUUUUUGCAUCGUGAUGCGAAGCCAAUAACAAGGAACACUGCAAAAGCAACUGUCAUAAAAAUAUACGAGAGAGAAAAAAUGAUUCUCAAAGGGCAGUUGAAAAAACUAAGUGGUCGGAUUUGUUUGACUUCAGUUUUGUGGACUUCUAUUACAACAGUUGGAUACAUGGCAUUAACUGCUCAUUUUGUUGAUGAAAACUGGGUGUUAAGAAAAAAAGUGUUAAACUUCAGAUUUAUACCGCCACCUCAUAGUGAUUCUUUAAAGGGACAUUUACGUUUGAAUGAGGCGUUGGUUUGUGAUGGAGAUUUCACUCACAUUCGUUGUGGUGUACAUAUAAUUGAAGGAGCUAUCGAGAAGGUUCAUGAUUCGGUGAAGUAUGUUAGAGGAAGCGGUGCAAGAAAGUUCAAGUUCGUAGAAACCAUCCAACAACUUAACUUGCAAUGUGGAAGGCAAAUUUAUCAGGAUGUUCCAACAAGGUGGAACUCUACAUAUCUCAUGCUUGAUUGUGCAAUAGCUUACAGGAGUGCUUAUGAUGCUUUGGAGUUAGUGGAUCCAUAUUAUCUCACAUGUCCAUCUAUGGAAGAAUGGGAAAGGAUCAAAGUAAUCACAAAAUUCUUGAAACCUUUCUAUGAAAUCACAACUUUGUUUUCUGGGAGUUUUUAUCCCACUUCUAACUUGUAUUUUCACCAAGUGUGA
Molecule: messenger RNA, 1047 nt
Organism: Erigeron canadensis
Lineage: Eukaryota; Viridiplantae; Streptophyta; Magnoliopsida; Asterales; Asteraceae
Product: zinc finger BED domain-containing protein RICESLEEPER 2-like
Exons: 2
Coding region: 1-1047 (348 amino acids)
Molecular function (GO): DNA binding
Source: RefSeq, a predicted model, not a curated record